This is a messenger RNA of Spirometra erinaceieuropaei, 6516 nucleotides long. The record is from the annotation of a GenBank genome assembly. Lineage: Eukaryota; Metazoa; Platyhelminthes; Cestoda; Diphyllobothriidea; Diphyllobothriidae.
AUGGGUUCGGAAGCUGGCCCGAUCGAUGCCCUCCAACAGGUCAUAGGUUUGUUGUGCGCUUCAUUUACUUGACUUCCGUCUCAUGGACUUCAACACAGUUUCGGCAUAAGUUCAGCAUUUAAAAAACCUUGAACGGUGGCAACACAAAUAGCCAAGAAAUCACAACACGCACCUGGCCUAAACUGGAGCACUUGAUGAAUGUUCUUCAAAGACUUUCCGACACCUCUACAGCAACCAGGGUUGAAGAGCAGUUGACUGGGCAUCCUGUUCUUCCCCUGUUCCAUUCUGAAGAAAUGCAACGCUAGGCGAAUUAAUCGCAUUAUAAUAGAACAUUCGGCACAAGUUUCUAUCAACUGUGACAAGUCGGUCUCGAGAGAGAAUUUCGGUGUACCCAAGGAAUAUUGAGCAGAACAGCAACUUCGAGCGUACACUGUCAAACUAUAUAAUCAAGCUUAUUUGAGUUUGCUUCCGAUUUAUGCUAUCUCUGCCAAUGGUAAGUACUCCAUCCAACUGUUCUAACCGUCUAUAUUCUGAACUUUAAAAUGCGUACUUAUAGCACACAAUUCGUAACGCUGUAGUAGAUAAAGGCUACUGGCAUCUUUGAAGGCAAAUUGAACGUUGGACUUCCGCCACUGUCUCAUGGGGCAUACUCAUAGAAGGUUUCCAGAAAUCAUAAGUUGGCAAAGUAUUUUCCUCGUAUUACCACGAUAUUCCGUGCUUCCUUCGACUGUGCUGCACGGUUGCUAAGAAAGACGAGUUGGAGGCGAAGUAGUGGUGAACUGUCCACGUCCAGUAGCAAGAGGAGUGGGGAUUUUUACGAUGUGUACUUAAACUAUGGUCGACCGCUUGAUGUGCGGUCGGCGGUAACCUGGUAAGUGAGCCACACACAGUCAGCAGUUUGAAUACUAUAGCAUCCCAGUGUGCGCAGGAGUUUAGUACCACGAAUAACAGUCAUAUCAGUUCACAUAUUUUUUCCAGUACUUAUUAAACUUGCUGAGAAUUAGUCGAGUUUCAGGGGUUUAGUGUUAUACCUAAAACGGAAGUCGAUUACAUUUCAUCGGGGAAAGAGUUUGUUCGUUUCGGCAUUCCAGAUGACACCAGAAUACGGCAUCUAGGACGGGUAGGCAUUACUAACGGCCUGUUUUGGCAAGCCAGUAGUCGUUUUCAGCUGACUGGAAAUGCGUUCGCCAGACUCAGCAUAUGAAUAGAGAUCCGUGUAGAGAGUUGGCGAAUUUUAGUCAGAACCCUAGUCGUCCAUUUGUAUCAAAACUCUCUGGCUGCUAGUUCGGCCAAUUAUUUCAGCGCCUGCGAACUUGAUGUUCUGGCCCCUAUUCGAGUUGUAGGCAAUGACUUAGGAUAGUUUAUCCCAAUGUUCACCACAUCCUUCUCGGUAGAUCUUAACCUUCCCACGGCACUCACGUUCCUAUAACUUUGAUUACAACCUUCAUCCAAUCUGGCUCAUUGUAGUAAAGAUAUUUUGACUUUUUGGCUGACACACAGGACAAGGUCGACAACCAGGUAUGCUUGGUUCCAAGGAAACCACACGUAAACCUCAUCAAACAGUAGUUCGUCUGUUGCUUUGGAAAUAUUAUGGGCGUAUGAAAGAUAAUUUCAUGAUAUCGGCGGGCUUCUGGUUUUCACCUUCUCUGAGUGAGUGUGUAUUCAUCGGCCUAGGAAUGAUUUGUGGUAUCUACGGUAGAUGUGCUAACUCAUCAAAUGCUGGCCGAAAGUCCGAAAUACGUCUUCGACUCAAAAAGAUUACUUAAAUAAGGUUGUAAUAUUAAUAACCAUGCAGCAUAAUCCCAUGGUAAUUCAGUUACUUCAGGAUGCUGACUUUCGAACGAACUACUUUUCGGCUGUCUGCAAGGAUUAUACUCGGCAAAAGUGGCUACUUAAGUGACAUGUAAUCUUCACGUUGAUGUUCGAUGCCCUUAUGAAUUCAAUUAUAUUUAAUAAAAAACAUGCAUAAAAAUAUUCAUUUUUUCAUUUAUUUUGUAGAAAAUUACGUGUUUUUCAACUUUUAUGCUUGAGGAAGGGUAUAAUUCGGUUUUUUAUAAAAACUUUUUCAAUUCCCGAAUAGCUUUUAAGCCGACAUGCCGUUAGACUUGCAUUCGGCGUUUCCAAACUGCACGUUUUAUAUUUUCCGUGUAUGGAAAAUCAUAUGUUUCUCUACCUUAUUAUGAGGAGACCGCAUAGGUCAGCAUUUAAUGAGUCAGCACAUCUGUUAUAAUUUGUCAAAGUAAACGUCAAUCUCGAGAUGGCUGCUGACGAGGGAUGUGUCCCUUUUUAUUGGUGCAGAAGUUUAAAGCAAGCAUAGACAGCAGACUUUAUUGGAACCAAUAAAUUUAGCAAUGGUUUAUCAACUGUCGUUGCGUAACGCAUAUUAAAAAUGAAAAAGAUACAGAGAUUCGAACUUUCACAGAGAAAAUCAAUGUAAAACAGCAAGGUCAUCGUAUACUGCACGAAGACUAAUCAAUAAAAUGGCAACUUUAUUGGUUCCAAUAAAUUCUGCUGUCAAUGCUUGUUUCAAGUUCGUCCCCGGGAAAUACUUCUUCAAGUUUCUCAAAUAAUGCAGAAGUUUCGUCGACAUAACGACUUUAUGAGCAGGCCCAUGUUGGCCGGAGGAAAUUUCUCCCAAUUCUUGUAAAGCACUCCUGCAACUUGACCGAAACUGGGCAAUUCAUCGGAGUUCGUCUAUUCCGCGAGAGUUCAGCAUCUGCAGAUGAAACAGUCAAUUUCUCCAGCCACUCAUUAGGGCACUUGCUCACAACGUGGAGCACCAAGGUGAAACGAAUAUAAUUAAAUGCGAUGCGACGGUGAAGAAAACCGUAUUUACAUCUGGCCCCAGCUAUCAUGCUUUGAGGUCAGGAAAAAGUGGGAGGUCGGCUUGCUUGAGGUUGAUGAGUUGUCUUGAAUAAAAUUUUGUAAGAACUGGGAAUAGAAGUUGUCUACCCGCCCGAUAAUGCAAGUGGCUUUGCGCAACGUUCCAGGAAGGGGUAAAUACUCUCUUGUCCAAACCCUAACCCUGAACUUAACUCUGCUCCCAACUUAAACUCAACCCUUACCUUGACAAUGACCCCAGUCUCCCUGGAAAUUAGGGUAAAACGGCUGUAAGAGGGUGGAGAGUUCUUUUGCGAGUUUUUUGUUGGAAAUUCAAUUUCUGCGUCAUCUAUGUAACAAAUUAUAAGUGGACAUACUUCUCGAAGGAAUAUGCGGCCCUGAUGGAACAGUGAAUUUCGUAUUUUGGAUAAUCCCGUGAUAUGACAGGUCGUGUCUGUCUACUGAAUUAGGCUUCAUGCAUUCAAAGUGAUUGUUUCUCACUUCAUACUACAAUCCGUUUAAUUUAUUUACCAUAAUGUUCGUCCACGACUUUGUCGAGAGUCCGUAAAAUGUCAAAAUCAAAGAAACUUGCAGCUGGCUAGCUGACCUCCCGUCCACACACUCAGCUCAUUGUUAGCACUUUUAGAUAACGAACUGGAAAAGCUUUAGGAAUAAUUUACUUGCAAUUGUUUUUCCCGCCACUUAAACCGGGCUUUUACAUGAAACCAGAUCAGUAGAAGAACUCUUCAUUCUCAUUGGCUGAAAGUUCUUACCCUUCGGUCUGUGAAAUUUAUAACAUUUAUGCUGUCGGGAUUUGACCUAUGAUUUUAAAUCUCUUCUUUUCUAAGGGAAUACCGAACUAUCCUAACACGUGAAAUUUGUUUUUCUCGAUAAGGCCGGACCAUAGGAUUUAAUAUGUGUGUUCUGUUUUGUCCUUUCAAAUGAUCAUAAAGCAAUGUGCAAUCACCAAUAUAGAAACGUUAUUGACAGAGUCAAGUAAGGAAAAAGGAUCAUUUCUAGUCCCUCCGCCAUCCUGCGAUUUUGCCACAUCAAUAAAUACUGCAUACGAGUGACUUCAAAUAUGACCGAUCGCGGCCGACAGAACCAAGACCUACUUCUGCCAAGAGAAGACUUAGUUUUCUGACAACUUGAACUAGGCUCGAAUUUCAGACGUCUUAACCCAGAAUUGAGUGAUGGACGAUCGAUGACGGUAAAUAAAGUAGAAACGGAUGUUUCAGUCUCCAUUUUUGCCCCUAGUGAUGAUUGCUCAUCGGUUCCGGUCUGCAAGACAAAAGAAAUUAGGCCGUCGCGCAGGCCUUUUGCUUUCCAUCAACCGGACCGCCAUCGCCGCCACCAGUUAACUACUUGCUGCAUGUGGGGACGGCUGUGAGGGAGCAGUUGCCUACGUUCUCCCACUCCUGAGUGCACGAGGCAUGAGUGGAGGCCCGCCGGGCUUGCUGACGUCCUCCACACGCCGGAGACUGCAAAGGAAGGCCAACUGCCGGAGAAGCAAUAAAUGUGUGUCGCGGCAUCGAAACUCACAGGCGGGAGACUUAAAAGAGGCCUGCCAGAGUGUAAUUAGUGUUUAGGCACGGGCCUGGGAAAUAGAACGCCAAAAAUAACCCAUCCGCCCAUUCGCAGUGCCCCCCCCCCCACGCCUCUCUGGACAAAGAUCUGAAAAAUCGUGCGUCCAGUGCAUAUACAGACCUUGUGUACACUAGGCGACACCAAAGAGGAGAUAUGUCCUUCUGUUUCUCACACUGUGAAUGGGUACGCAUGCCAGCGAGUGCGCCAGCUCACAUCCAAGGCCUAACGAUCGCUUCCAGGCUAAGUAACCCUGUUUGAGGUAGAAGGUGAACGAGUUUAAUGUGUGUACUUCGAGAGGUUGCAAAAAAGUUUAGUAAGGGCUUGCCUUUUAGCACGGGUGAUAUAGCCGAAUUGGUUUUUUCAUUUCCUUUCUCGGUAGGUCGUUGAAAAAUAGCAUUACAAAAGUAAGUCAGGCGACACCCGAAGAGAAAUGAGACGGUCAAAUGAACACCAAAAUUAAAAUGCAUAUAUUCUUUCCGAAGAUUCGACUGAUCUGCCUCUGGGUCAAACAAUGACUCCAUAAUCAUAAAAUUGAAAUGAAGCGGGAGCGCCUUAACUGGAAAAAGUGCUGCUUUCUACUGGGGAGACAGAGAUUUCGGUUCGCGUUAUACAGGCUGACAGUGUUGUUCCAGUUAAGACGAAGGGUCCCGCUCAACAGGCCGCCGACUCGAUCUCUGUGUCCCAAAAUGUUCCCAGCAUAUCGAACUCUGUGCCACUCCGGAGCAAAUACCAAGUGCAUUUUUUUAUUUUAUUAACAGAAUUUAGAAUGAAAACAGCUACUCUAAAUUAACAGUUUUAGCGCUAGCUAUUGGUCAGAAUGUUAUCUACCUGAGCUAGAGAACUACUCUGUAUGAAAUAAGCAAAGCAAAUGAUAUUUUUGUUAACUGGGGAUGGUGACGGUAGUGUCGAUGCUGAUGGUGAUGCCGGUUUCGGCGGCGGUAAGAAUGGCGGUGGGCCCUUCUUAUAUCUCGAAUUAUCGGUCCUGAGCUCUCAGCUCUGCCAGUCUGAGAUGACAUCAACUUUCAUGCUCCGGUCGCAGGAAGUGGCUCACAGUAGACUAUUUGACUCAAAAGAGUGAAUGUCGCUAGAAGGAUAGGACUUGGUUGGUUGCAUAUGAGCGCUGAUAAUUUUAACCCUUUAAUGUACCUGUAGCGCUUGGAGUUUGCGAUGCGUAGUAGUCAAUGGCGUUCACGCACGUUCUUUCCUGUUGAUUGGCUCGGUAAACCACAAGCUCUGGGGUUCUUGCACCCGGCAAAUGGCUAUCUCACUUUAUACUGCCUCUCGCUUUGACACCAAUUGGCAACUUGAAAAAUACUCCCUUUGUUGGUAGGUUCUGCACAACAAUUACUUAUGUGUAUUCUCCCGUUACCUUACCCCAACUGUUAGUCUUGCUGAAUAUCUAAUAAACAUGCAGUCUCUUUGGAGGAACUUAAGUCUAACGGCGAUCUUGAAGUUACACUGCCGAGUCGCCUUCAGGUGCGAACUGUUGAUUCAGAUCGCUUGCUCAAAUCCAACCGACCCGAAGACUCACAGAAACAAAGCGGUCUUAGGUUUGACGGUGACUAUCCUCAUUAUAGUUCCAGGACCUUGGGGCCGUUUCGUCGGGGGUGCAGGCUCUUCAUUGCAUGGCCUAGUCCGAAUGCUAACCAUAGCCAAAAGGGAAAUUGGAACCUAAAAAUGCAGCCAAUACGGGACAGGAUGGAAAGGUCUUGAGGAAAUUCUGCAGUUAGCUCGACCAAGUCAGAAACCCCUUCACUCACACAAGCCAUUAAUCAAAUGACACCUACACUGUCUGGGUUUAAUUAGCUUAUUACCUCGCUGCCUUCUCACGCACUUUGUCUGCUCGGCGGUCUGUAGGUAGACUGGCAGGUCAUUAUUAUCGAGUGGAUGCUCUCUGUGCCUGCACCCUUAGGUUCGUCAGCACUGUCUGCCCACUACAGACAACUUCUGCUACCGGGUACAGUGGAGAGGGGAUUUGGGGCUUGUGUGAACUGCCUCGUGGCCUGCUAUGACCCCUCUGUCUCCUCCUCCUCCUUCUCCUCCUCCUCCUCCUCCUCCUCCGCUUACUUUGCAGUUCAGACACCCACACGCCAAGAGUGGUCCCCUUAG